GAUCACUUCCUCUCUUUCCCGAAGUGGCCCGCGGGCAGUGAUACGUGAUUAUCUAAUAAUCCCUGAGACCCAGUGGAAUUGUGAGGGGCAGGGCAAAAAUGAAGACCAUAACCUUGACCAUCUUGCUCCUUACUUUAACAUCAAGCCAUGCAAUGGUGAGAGGGCGAGAAUACAUGAAAGAAAAAGUUUGUCAAGAAUUCAACAGUGCAGGGAAAGCAAACUUCCGAUCUGGGGCAAUUAUCGCAAGCAGCAGAAAAUACUCCAAUGCUACAUUUGAGGAAAUCAUCAACAUCGUGCACGAGAUUGUGUCUAUUGCAGAAAAAUGCUGUCCGAAAGAAGCCGAUCCAGAUUGCUAUGAGAAUGAAUCUUUAGCUCUCUCGGCCAAAUCCUGCCAUGACUCUACUCCUUUCCCUAAGCACUCGGGCAUGGAUGCCUGUUGCCUUGAGCAAGGCCUGGAACAAAAGCUAUGUCUGGCAGCCUUGAAACACCCUCCUAAGGAGUUCCCAACCUACGUGGAGCCAUCAAAUACCGAAGUAUGCGAGGCCUUCAUAAAAGAUCCUCAGGGCUUUGCUGACAGGUAUCUCUAUGAAUAUUCCACAGACUUCAGCGAGGCUCCAUUGCCGGUGUUGGUGGCCUCUGCCAAGAGCUACUUAUCCAUGAUUCCAGGAUGCUGUAUUUCUACACAGCCCACACACUGCUUCUUAAAUGCGAGGUUGAACAGGAGUGGUGCUGCAAUGCUCACCCAAGUUUCCCACAAAGCAUGCUCCCUCUAUCAUUUGUUGGGGAAAGAAAGAACCAAGCUCAGCUACAUAAUCAGAUUUGCCCAGAAAAGUAUCAAUGCUUCCUUUGAAGAUGUCGAAUUCCUGGCCGAAGAUGCUUCUGAACUGCUUUCCAAGGCCUGUAAUUCAACAACGGACGACAGCUUUCAGAGAGAGUUGUUUGAGCAUACCACCAAAAUCUGCGAGAAACUGUCCACCAAAGAUGAACGGAUUGAGGAGUGUUGUAAAUGCCCAAACUCAAUGAAGACCUAUUACUGCAUCUAUUCACUUCCCUGGGUCAAAUCGCCCCACCUUCCUGAUUUUCAAAAACCAGCUGAUGAAGUCCUCUGUGGGGAAAAUUCACAGCUAGAGUUUGAACGCUAUUUAUUUGAAGUUGCUCGGAGGUACACACGUGCCCCAGAAGCGCUUUUCACAGCUAUCUACGAUUCUUCCAAAAAUCUAGUGUCUAGCUGUUGCAGUAAGGCCGACUCCAAAGCUUGUUUGGUUGCAAAGAGACUACAAGCAAGGGAACAAAUAUUUAAUUUGCUCAGAAAAGGAAAUGAAUUGUGUGGGGAAUAUACAGACCAUACGUUCCUCGAAUUCAAGAAAAAGUUAAGAGACACCUAUCACAAGACACUGCCUACAGCCACCGAAGAAGUCAUUUCCGGGCUGGUCGAGCAGAGGGCCAGCUUUGCUUCCACUUGCUGCCUUUUGAAUGCUCCUCCAGCAUAUUGUGGACUGAAGGUGAAAGCCGAAGUUGCUCACACAUGUUCCCAUGACAUAUGUUUACUGCACUGAAGAGGGGAAUAUUAUAUACAUGCUUUUAAAAAAAUAC
Molecule: messenger RNA, 1593 nt
Organism: Eublepharis macularius
Lineage: Eukaryota; Metazoa; Chordata; Lepidosauria; Squamata; Eublepharidae
Gene: GC
Product: GC vitamin D binding protein
Exons: 12
Coding region: 99-1556 (485 amino acids)
Biological process (GO): vitamin transport
Cellular component (GO): cytoplasm; blood microparticle
Molecular function (GO): vitamin transmembrane transporter activity; vitamin D binding
Source: RefSeq, a predicted model, not a curated record